AGAAGCGUCCAGAAGGCAGAGAGACACUAUAUAAAGUUGGACGGAGGAGUAGUCGGACAUCCAAAGCAAAGCUUUAAUCCCAACAGCGAUCCAAGACGGGCGAAGAGACAGAGCAAGGGCUCUUUUCUACACGGAACACUUAACAAUAACAACAACAACUAACAGCUAUCCUCAGCAAGAUGUCUGCUGCUAAGGGUGUAGCGGUCGGUAUUGACCUGGGCACCACCUACUCCUGCGUGGGGGUGUUCCAGCACGGCAAAGUGGAGAUCAUCGCCAACGACCAGGGCAACCGGACCACCCCGAGCUACGUGGCGUUCACAGACACGGAGAGACUCAUCGGAGACGCAGCCAAGAACCAGGUGGCCAUGAACCCCACCAACACCGUGUUCGACGCCAAGCGCCUGAUUGGCCGAAAGUUUGACGAUGCGGUGGUGCAGGCGGACAUGAAGCAUUGGCCAUUCACGGUGCUGAGCGACGCGGGGAAGCCCAAAAUCCAGGUGGAGCACAAGGGGGAGAACAAGUCCUUCUACCCUGAGGAGGUGUCUUCCAUGGUCCUGGUGAAGAUGAAGGAGAUUGCCGAAGCCUACCUGGGCCAGAAGGUGUCGAACGCAGUCAUCACGGUUCCAGCUUACUUCAACGACUCCCAGCGUCAGGCCACCAAGGACUCAGGAGUGAUCGCCGGCCUCAACGUCCUGAGGAUCAUCAACGAGCCCACGGCGGCCGCCAUUGCCUACGGUCUGGACAAAGGCAAGAGCAGCGAGCGCAACGUCCUGAUCUUUGACCUGGGCGGAGGCACCUUCGACGUCUCCAUCCUGACCAUCGAAGACGGCAUCUUUGAGGUGAAGUCCACGGCCGGAGACACUCAUCUGGGUGGAGAGGACUUUGACAACCGCUUGGUCAACCACUUUGUGGAGGAGUUCAAGAGAAAGUUCAAGAAGGACAUCAGCCAGAACAAGAGGGCUUUGAGGAGGCUGCGCACGGCUUGUGAGCGAGCCAAGAGAACCCUGUCGUCCAGCUCCCAGGCCAGCAUCGAGAUCGAUUCUCUGCACGAGGGCACCGACUUCUACACCUCCGUUACCAGGGCACGCUUCGAGGAGUUGUGCUCAGACCUCUUCAGGGGAACCCUGGAACCUGUGGAGAAAGCCCUGAGGGACGCCAAGAUGGACAAGGGCCAGGUCCACGACAUCGUCCUGGUGGGAGGCUCCACGCGAAUCCCCAAGAUCCAGAAACUCCUGCAGGACUUAUUCAACGGCAGGGAGCUCAACAAGAGCAUCAACCCAGACGAGGCUGUGGCUUACGGCGCCGCGGUGCAGGCCGCCAUUCUCAGCGGCGACACGUCGGCGAACGUCCAGGACCUGCUGCUCCUGGACGUGGCGCCCCUUUCCCUGGGCAUCGAGACGGCCGGAGGAGUCAUGACGCCCCUGAUCAAACGGAACACCACCAUCCCCACCAAACAGACUCAGACCUUCAGCACAUACGCCGACAACCAGCCGGGGGUCCUGAUCCAGGUCUUGGAAGGAGAGAGAGCCAUGACCAAGGACAACAACCUGCUGGGCAAGUUUGAGCUGUCGGGAAUCCCGCCCGCUCCGAGAGGGGUACCUCAGAUCGAGGUGACCUUCGACAUCGACGCAGACGGCAUUCUGAACGUGUCUGCUGUGGACAAGAGCACGGGCAAACAGAACCAGAUCACCAUCACCAACGACAAGGGCCGCCUGAGCAAGGAAGACAUCGAGAGGAUGGUGCAGGAAGCAGACCAAUACAAGGUAGAAGACGAGCAACAGAGGGAGAACAUAGCGGCCAAGAACGCCCUGGAGUCCUACGCCUUCAACAUGAAGAGCAGCCUGCGGGAGGACAACCUGAAGGACAGAGUGAGUGAGGAGGACAGGAAGGAGGUGGAGGAGAAGUGUGAGCAGGCCAUCCUCUGGCUGGAGAACAACCAGCUAGCGGAGAAAGAGGAGUACCAACACCAGCUGAAGGAGUUGGAGAAGCUGUGUAGCCCCAUCAUCUCCAGACUGUACCAGGGGGGAGUGCCAGCAGGCAGCUGUGGAGAGCAGGCCAGAGCUGGCUCCCAGGGGCCCACCAUCGAGGAGGUGGACUGAAGCAGACUGUUGGACUGAAUGGAAUAUGAUCAAUAUAACUGUUAUGGUUUAAAAGGGUAUUUCUUUACAAUGCUAUAUGAUGGCUAAGCACUUUGGCCAAAUGUUCACAUGUGAUGUAAAUAUGUUCAUGCAAGGCCAAAUCAAUUACUGUUUAACGUUUUCCAUAUUAUUGUUGCGAUUUACAUGGAAUAUUUUAUAUGUAUAUAUAUAUAACAUUGUUUAUGUGUCUUUAAUUAUCUGAUGUAAUAAAAGUAUUUUCAGAUGCUUGCAGAAAUAGGUCUUAUAUGUAUAGAAACUGCGGAUUUGAAUCUGCCGAGAUCGUUGGGAAGAAGAAAUGUAAAUUGAAUGUUUUGAACUGAAAUAAAAUACAAUCUUGUAAAUUCA
This is a messenger RNA of Gadus macrocephalus (Pacific cod), 2483 nucleotides long. RefSeq names its product heat shock 70 kDa protein 1. Gene Ontology annotation, biological process: protein refolding; cellular response to unfolded protein. The record is from RefSeq and is a predicted model, not a curated record. Gene Ontology annotation, molecular function: ATP-dependent protein folding chaperone; ATP hydrolysis activity; misfolded protein binding. The coding region runs from base 180 to 2099 and encodes 639 amino acids. Gene Ontology annotation, cellular component: vesicle; blood microparticle; cytoplasm. NCBI's taxonomy places the organism in Eukaryota, Metazoa, Chordata, Actinopteri, Gadiformes, Gadidae. The transcript is spliced from 2 exons.